Suncus etruscus (white-toothed pygmy shrew) is the source of this 3244-nucleotide messenger RNA. It is a transcript of the gene ARAF, whose product is annotated as A-Raf proto-oncogene, serine/threonine kinase. Gene Ontology annotation, cellular component: cytosol; mitochondrion. The transcript has 15 exons. Gene Ontology annotation, biological process: protein phosphorylation; signal transduction. The coding region runs from base 1010 to 2833 and encodes 607 amino acids. The record is from RefSeq and is a predicted model, not a curated record. Gene Ontology annotation, molecular function: ATP binding; protein kinase activity. Lineage: Eukaryota; Metazoa; Chordata; Mammalia; Eulipotyphla; Soricidae.
CUCAGCUUAGCCCGGCUUUGAUUAGGUCCUGUCGGUCCCUGUCUGGGACAGAACUGUGCUUUGACAUCGUCGUCUACAGCGGUGUGUGUGUGUAAGGGGGGAGGGGUGGUACAAAGGAAUUGGGGUGCAAGGUUGCGGGUUUCGCUCGCUGUUGGUGACAGCGCGCCUGCGCGGAGCUAGAAGGCCCUUGGUAGGCAGGGCUAGGAAGAAUGGAUUUGGGGUUGUGGAAUGUCAGAUCUGCCCUUGAUCUUUCUUAACCUCCUUCGGGUAUCUCUACUAAUUUCGGGCACUGUGUAGGUCACGGCUCAUUCCCUGCUUUACUUUUUUAUGAGUCACUAUGGAAUCUACUGAGUGAAUGUUGAAGAAUUCUCCCUUUAACUCAUUAAUCCUCCCGAAUCUCACCUUAUCCCCAGCAAUAUGUGUGUGUCCCCUUCACUGUCUGGACAAUAUGUGGAUAUCCCUUGAUAGGACCCAUUUAUCAUUUUAAUAGUGGUGAUACACCACUACUUUCCUUUUACUCAUCUCUUAUUUACCCAUCAUUACAGUCCUGGGUAUAGGGAUUCCCGCAGAACACCAAUACAAUUCCCCUUUUCCCCAAACCAAGGGCAGUUCUGAAUAUCCUUUGUUUAUUCCCCAUCACUCUGACUCCUCCAGUGUCUGAUAACGCCCCUCCCCCACACCCUUUCUCUGAUAUAAAGUUUCCACAACCUGUGCUUGUCCAUCAUGUGCCAUAUACCCCCUUGUGUCGUGUGUACAAAUUGUCUUCCAGGUCAGCAAGUGCUGCCUACCAUUGUGUGCUUACCCUCCCUUCCCCUUGUAGUGAAUCUGAGCCCUUGACACGGAAGUGUACCGUACUAGGUGUGACUCAAAGCCUGAAGACUGAAUUUUGGCCUCUGCCACUUAGCUUCCAGACUACCUUUAUGGUUUCUCUGAGUUCCUCUGUCUUCUAGGAGCCUCAUGGCACCAGCCCAGUCUCACCUCAACCCAUCUUGACAAAGUCUAAGGCUCCAUGGAGCCUGCACGGAGCCUCCCUGCCAAUGAGGCUGAGCCAACCCGGACAGUGGGCACUGUCAAAGUAUACUUACCUAACAAGCAACGCACGGUGGUAACUGUCCGGGAUGGCAUGAGUGUCUACAACUCUUUAGACAAGGCCCUCAAGGUGAGGGGUCUCAAUCAAGAUUGCUGUGUGGUUUACCGACUCAUCAAGGGGCGAAAGACAGUCACUGCCUGGGACACAGCCAUUGCCCCUUUGGAUGGUGAAGAGCUCAUUGUGGAGGUUCUCGAAGAUGUGCCACUGACCAUGCACAAUUUUGUACGAAAGACGUUCUUUAGUUUGGCUUUCUGUGACUUCUGUCUUAAGUUUCUGUUCCAUGGUUUCCGCUGCCAAACAUGUGGCUACAAGUUCCACCAACAUUGUUCCUCCAAAGUGCCCACAGUCUGUGUCGAUAUGAGUACCAACCGCCAACAGUUCUACCACAGUGUCCAGGAUUUGUCUGGAGGGACCAGACACCAUGAGGCGCCUUUGAAUCACCCCUUGAAGGAGCCACUAACCCGUCAGAGUUCCAGCUCCUUCACCCAGAACUGCAGCCCCAAGCACUUCCCCUUCCCUGCCCCAGCCAGUGCCCCCCUCCAGCGCAUCCGUUCCACAUCCACCCCCAACGUCCAUAUGGUUAGCACAACAGCCCCCAUGGACUCUAACCUCCUCCAGUUCACUGCCCAGAAUUUCAGCACUGAAUCUGUUGGUGGUAGAUGUGGAGGUGAUGGAGCCGCUUGGGUGAGUCCCAGCCUAGCCAGUGUGUCCUCAGGGAGGAAGUCUCCACAUUCCAAAUCCCCAUCAGAGCAGCGGGAGCGGAAGUCCUUGGCUGAUGAGAAGAAGAAAGUGAAGAACCUGGGGUACCGGGACUCGGGCUAUUACUGGGAGGUGCCACCCAGUGAGGUGCAGCUGCUGAAGAGGAUUGGGACAGGCUCAUUUGGCACGGUGUUUCAUGGGCGGUGGCAUGGUGAUGUGGCUGUGAAGGUGCUCAAGGUAAUGACUGCAUAUCUUGCUAGUUUCCUCCAUUCCCUGACACUGCCCUUCCCUGCCUGCAGGAAAACUCGACAUGUCAACAUCUUGCUGUUCAUGGGCUUCAUGACCCGGCCAGGAUUUGCCAUUAUUACACAAUGGUGUGAAGGUUCCAGUCUCUACCACCACCUGCAUGUUGCCGACACACGCUUUGACAUGGUCCAGCUUAUUGAUGUAGCCCGGCAGACUGCCCAGGGCAUGGACUACCUCCAUGCCAAGAACAUCAUCCACCGAGAUCUCAAGUCUAAUAAUAUCUUCUUACAUGAGGGGCUCACAGUGAAGAUUGGUGACUUUGGCCUGGCCACGGUGAAGACACGAUGGAGUGGGGCACAGCCCUUGGAGCAGCCCUCAGGCUCAGUGCUUUGGAUGGCAGCUGAGGUGAUUCGAAUGCAGGACCCAAACCCAUACAGCUUCCAGUCAGAUGUCUAUGCCUACGGGGUUGUACUCUAUGAGCUGAUGACAAGUUCACUGCCUUAUAGCCACAUUGGCAGUCGUGACCAGAUUAUCUUUAUGGUUGGCCGUGGCUAUCUGUCCCCGGACCUCAGCAAAGUUUCCAGCAACUGCCCCAAAGCCAUGCGGCGCCUGCUAUCUGAUUGUCUCAAGUUCAAGAGGGAAGAACGGCCUCUCUUCCCCCAGAUCCUGGCCACGAUUGAGCUGCUUCAGCGAUCACUCCCCAAGAUUGAGCGGAGUGCCUCCGAACCCUCCUUGCACCGCACCCAGGCUGAUGAGUUGCCUGCCUGCCUACUCAGCGCAGCCCGCCCAGUACCUUAGGCUUUGCUCCAAGCCACCACGGAGCAAUCUUAGCCUGCCAUGCCAAGGAGACCUUCCCACCAACCAAUUAGUGCCCCCUCUCAGCUCAGAAUUGCCUCAAUCCCUCAUCCCUACCCUGACGGAUGAGAGAGUCCUCAAGUUCUUUUUCAGUUGCUCUGGAAUAGGGAUCCCCAAAGAUAGCUCUGUUGUCUCAAUUGUUUGGUUUCCUCUUGACUUUGGUGAUAUUUUAAAUUUGGGAGCUAUUCCAUAAUCAAUGACUGGGAUUUGUGAGUAGAAUUCAACUGAACCAUUUUGGACAUUGUACCAGAAAAGUGCCUUCUACUGGAUUUCAGGGUCCCCACAACCUGUGUGGAAAUGGGGACCAUUUGUGUCUUACCAAAGACCACCCUUUCUUUAAAAAGCACAGAAUUC